ACCGGACUCCAGGGUUUGGGAGUCAGAGUCCCUCAGGUAGGAGGGUCCUGCCACUGCCGCCGUCUGGACUGUACGUCUUGGAAGCAAAGGCAAGGGCUGCAGUCGAUUCUGGGAACAGUAGUCCAAGCGUGGAUGGCUUGGACUCAGGCUGAAGCCGCAGUGGACCCUGGGAAGUGUAGUUGUUUGAGGCCCCGUUCACCUUGUGGGCGCGGGGCGUACUGGGAGUUGUCGUGUGGGGGGCUCUCUGCCCGCGAGGCGCGGAGGCCGCGGUGGGUGCUGGGAAGCAGAGCUGUUUGAGGCCUCGGCCUGGUCGCGGUCGGUGGCUGAGGCUCCGGAAGGGGCAGUUUGCGGGACUCUGGCUCGGGGCCCCCGUUGCAGAGACAAGAACUGUCCUGUACUGACCGAGGUAGAAGAAGGGCCCGCCCUGCCCGAGCCGGCACCCGCCGGGGCUGAGGUGACCAAGGGCAGUGGCCUUAUCCCGAGCUCUGGAAGUCGUGGCUGCCCAGCCGGCAGCGCGGAGGAGAUGCCCCAGCUGCGGCCCCGUUAAAGGCUGCGGCGCUGCAGCCUCGGGUCCGGCCCAGGCUGGGUGCCCCUGCCGCGGCGGGGAGGGAGCUGUCGUGGACGCCCCUGAUCCUGCGUGACGAGGGCGGUGGUUGCGGAGCGACUGGCCCCCAGCCCGGCCCGGUUCGCCCGCACGGCGCCGCGGGCAGUGCCUCAGCUUCUUUCUCUCCCCGCCAGCUCCGCCCUCCACGCUGCGUUCUCAGCCGGCCCUACCCUGAGCCAUGUCGCAGGGGUCAGUGACAUUCAGAGAUGUGUCCAUAGACUUCUCCCGGGAGGAGUGGGAAUGGCUCCAGCCUGCUCAGAGAGAUUUGUACAGACAUGUAAUGUUGGAGAACUAUGGCCACCUGGUGUCACUGGCAGGUCUUAACAUGUCUAAGCCAGAUGUGGUUUCCUUAUUGGAGCAAGGGAAAGAGCCCUGGCUGGGGAAUGGAGAUGUAAGCAGAGAGCUGUUUCCAGCUUCAAAGUCAAAUGGUGAGAUCAAAGAGUUUUCUCCAAAAAAUGUCAUAUUUGAAGAUGAUUCAUCCCAGUAUUUGAUAAUGGAAAGAUUUCUAAGCCAAGGCUCUGAGUAUUCCAGUUUUAAAGAAGGCUGGAAAUGUGAGGGUGAUACUGAGAUGCUGCAGGGAAAUCAGGGAUGCAUCAGGCAAAUGACAGCUUCACAUCAAGAAGCCCUAUCUCAGCAUGUGAAUGUCAGUACUGUGGAGAGACCCUAUGGAUGCCAUGAAUGUGGAAAAACUUUCAGUCGGCGCUUUUCCCUUGUGUUACAUCAGAGAACUCAUACUGGAGAGAAACCAUAUGUAUGUAAGGAAUGUGGGAAAACCUUUAGCCAGAUUUCAAACCUCGUAAAACAUCAGAUGAUACAUACAGGAAAGAAACCCCAUGAGUGUAAAGACUGUAAUAAAACAUUCAGUUACCUUUCUUUCCUCAUUGAACACCAGAGAACACAUACUGGGGAGAAACCCUAUGAGUGUACUGAAUGUGGAAAGGCCUUUAGUCGUGCCUCAAACCUCACUCGACAUCAGAGAAUUCACAUAGGAAAGAAACAGUAUGUAUGCAGGAAAUGUGGGAAGGCCUUUAGCAGUGGCUCUGAACUCAUUCGUCACCAGAUUACACACACUGGAGAGAAACCUUAUGAAUGCAUUGAGUGUGGAAAGGCAUUUCGCCGUUCUUCACAUCUUACCCGACAUCAGAGUGUCCAUACCUCCAAAACCCCCUAUGAAUGUAAUGAAUGCAGUAAAGCUUUCCGUUGCCACUCCUUCCUUAUCAAACAUCAGAGAAUUCAUGCUGGAGAAAAGCUCUAUGAAUGUGAUGAAUGUGGUAAAGUUUUCACAUGGCAUGCAUCCCUUGCACAACAUAUGAAAAUUCAUACUGGAGAAAAACCCUACGCAUGUACUGAAUGUGACAAAACCUUUAGUAGGAGCUUUUCCCUCAUUCUACAUCAGAUAACUCAUACUGGGGAGAAGCCCUAUGUAUGUAAGGUAUGCAAUAAAUCCUUCAGCUGGAGCUCAAACCUUGCUAAACAUGAGAGAACACACACUCUAGAGAACCCCUAUGAAUAUGAAAAUUCAUUUAAUUACCACUCAUUCCUUACUGAACACCAGGGAAUUCACACAAUAGACAAAACCUAAGAAUGUAUAGGUUAAAAAAAAAAAAGUAGUUAAUGCCUUACUUUGACUUCAGUGAACUCUUGAAAAGAAGCCUUAUGUGAAUAUGUUGUGAUUAAAAUGUGGUCUAUGCUGUAGUCAGUAUUCUGGAGAAAACCCCCAGGAAUAUUUGGGAAAGCCAUUAAUAGCUGCUCAUUCUCUUUUGUAACAAUAGAAGAUGAAAUCAAUCAGUAUUGAGAAGAUUCUUCAUCUGGUGGUGGUGGUGGUGGUGGUGGUUUAGUCACUAAGUCGUGUCCAACUCGACCCCAUGGACUGUAGCCUGCCAGGCUCCUCUGUCCGUGAGAUUUCCCAGGCAAGACCACUGGAAUGCUUUGCCAUUUCCUUCUCCAGGGGAUCUUCCUGACCCAGGGAUCAACCCUGCAUCUCCUGCAUUGCAGGCAGAUUCUUUACUGCUGAGUCACCAGGGAAGCCUGUACUUUUUCCUGGAGAUCAGAAAAUUCAUAAUGAAGAAAAGUCAAACAAACACAAUGAGAAAUUUUAAAAUACUCUUCCUAAGGGGGAAAAGCAACCCUAUAAAUGAACUUAACACAGGGUGACUUUCUUCAGUAUUUCAAACCUACUGAAUUAUACUGGGGAAAAACCACCAUUGUAAUGAGUGUGGCAAAAUCUUAGAGUUCUAAGAAGUUAUACUGGACAAAAUUGAUGUGGGAGUUUUCUGGGGUUUUUUUUUGUUUUGUUUUGUUUUUAAUGGGAAUGUUUGUUUUGGCUUUUUUAAAAAGCAAAUUCAUAAAAGCUAUGAAUAAAUCUUUUGAUUUAUAGUAAAUUAAA
Messenger RNA from Bubalus bubalis (water buffalo), 2990 nucleotides. RefSeq names its product zinc finger protein 140 (gene ZNF140). The transcript is spliced from 4 exons. The record is from RefSeq and is a predicted model, not a curated record. The coding region runs from base 783 to 2186 and encodes 467 amino acids. Gene Ontology annotation, biological process: regulation of DNA-templated transcription. NCBI's taxonomy places the organism in Eukaryota, Metazoa, Chordata, Mammalia, Artiodactyla, Bovidae.